This is a messenger RNA of Coniophora puteana RWD-64-598 SS2, 315 nucleotides long. RefSeq lists its product as uncharacterized. NCBI's taxonomy places the organism in Eukaryota, Fungi, Basidiomycota, Agaricomycetes, Boletales, Coniophoraceae. The record is from RefSeq and is a predicted model, not a curated record. The transcript has a single exon. The annotation marks the transcript as partial.
GCGCACGUACGCGAUCUAGAGAAAGUUAAGUCAUACGACGAGAACCCGAGGUCAUCGAAUUCGUCGCUCGCCGAUCUCAAGCGGGAACUCAUUCGGUCGAAGGACGCGCAGGCUCGUUCAAUGUCUUGCACUACCGGCCUCAAAGCAAAGCUUGCGAGCUCAGAUGAAUCUGUUGUUUCCUUGCAGCAGAAGGUCAAACAGCUCGGAAGCAGGUGCAAGCAACGGCGCAAUGAGGCGGAGGCGUUUGAGGAGAGCCUUGCAAGGCUUGUCGAAGGCGGCGUCGCGUGGAGGUCGGGUCUUGAAGAGCAGAUGUAG